UCGCCCAAAAGGUGCCCUACGAUGUGGCCCACGCCCUGCUGCUCCUCAGCUUCCGCGAGGCGUGGCGCGCCGCCCUGGCGUGCGCGGAGAGGGGCGGCCGCGGCGGCUGCCCGGCCCGCGAGGGCCUCCCGGGCGCGCUGCUGGCGCACCAGAGGGCCGAGGAGGCCCGCGAGGCGUGGGAGGUGUUUGGCGAGCGCUGGGCAAAGGGCCCCCAUGGGGAGAGGGAGGGCGCAGAGGUGGUCAGGGCAGUCACCGACAUGGCCACGUCGGCGGCUCUGCACUGCACAGCCGCGCGGGUUUGGCCAGCCUCCGCCCCGGGAGGCAAGAGGGGCCUGAAGGAGCAGCGCGGCGAGGUUGAAGAGCACUACCGGAGCUUCGAGGCGGCGACUUCAGCUCUCAAGGAGCAUGGAGGUGUCCUGGCGCCAAACCUGCGCCACUCGAUCUCUGCGCUCCUGUGGAACCUCGGCUGGCAUGCGGCGAACGCCGUCGGAGGCAUGCUGGACGAGGCGCCAGACGAGGAGGAAGAGGAAGAAAGCGGAGAAGAGGGAGAGGGUGAUGGUGAUGAUGCCGCAGGCGAAGAAGACGAAGAGGACGAGGACGACCUCGACAAGCGUUUCGGGGACGACUAUCCAGGCUCGUCCGACGACCACGUCGACGACCUCAGGAGCGCCCUGAACGCGUUCCGGGAGUGUUUCUGGGACGCGAAGCCCUGGCGCGGCGUCUCCUUGAGUCUGGCAUCCUUGGACGAGGCCGGGGCGUGCGCCGAGUUGGAGGCCAUCGGGGCCGUGCCUGGGCUCUUCGGCGAGCCGGGUCUGAACGCCGUGCGCCUGGUUGUCGGCGGCCGCUCAGGCGAGAGGGACGCCCUGGGCGCGGUGGCGCGGAGCGCGCUGCUCAGGGCGAGGCAGCUGAGCCUGCAGGUGGUGCUGGAGUUGCCGGCGGUGCCCGGGAAGGAGCACGAGGCGUGGCUGCGGGAGGCGGCAGCAUCGGCCGCCGAGGCUGGCUGCGUGCGGGGCGUGGCCCUCCCCCGCCUGGCCGCGG
This is a messenger RNA of Prorocentrum cordatum, 1038 nucleotides long. The record is from the annotation of a GenBank genome assembly. Lineage: Eukaryota; Dinophyceae; Prorocentrales; Prorocentraceae.